This is a messenger RNA of Lagopus muta (rock ptarmigan), 3212 nucleotides long. RefSeq names its product Hermansky-Pudlak syndrome 3 protein-like. Gene Ontology annotation, biological process: organelle organization. The transcript is spliced from 8 exons. Lineage: Eukaryota; Metazoa; Chordata; Aves; Galliformes; Phasianidae. The coding region runs from base 103 to 1029 and encodes 308 amino acids. The record is from RefSeq and is a predicted model, not a curated record. Gene Ontology annotation, cellular component: cytoplasm.
CCGAGGAGCGCCGCGCGCUGCGGAAGGGCGCGCGGAGGCGGAAGGUGGCGAGGCGGGGCGCCGCCGCAGGAAACCUCCGAGCGGUGCCGGUGUUCGGCGGUCAUGGUGCGGCUUUACAACUUGCACCCGUUCGGGUCGCAGAGAGUAGUGCCCUGCAAGCAGGAGCCGGCGCAGUUCUGCCGCGGCCGCGACGUGCUGUUCGCGGCCAGCGCGGCGGCCAGCUGCGGGGUGGAGGUGUUCGCCGUACGCCGCGAGGGCCGCUGCGAGCCCUUGGGCUCCUUCGCCACCCUGGGCCCCGUGCUGCGCAUGGCGCACAGCCGUGCAGGAGUCUAUUUGGUGACGAUUGAAGAGAAAAGCAAAGCAACUUUCCUAAGAGCUUAUGUGAACUGGCGAUGCAUGUCUGCAGGCAGUUCUCGUGUUUGUGUCCGGAUGGUGGGUCACAAGAUGGAGGAGUCGUACACGGAAACCUUAAAAGAGCAGAUGUCGAUAGUGGAAAUGGCACUUUCAGAUCCUCCGCUGUGUAUUUCAUGUUGUCCUGUACAUGGAGAUCUUCUUGUGGGCUGCAGGAAUAAGCUAGUCAUGUUCUGUUUGAAAUACCUGGUCAUAAACCAGAAUUUGACAGUAUUAGACUUUGAACGCUCCUUAAUUUUACACACUGAUAACUUCAUUCCUGCCGAAGUUGCAUUUUGCACUAGGCACAUAGCGAUAACAACAGAGUUGGAUGUUCUAAUCCUGAAACUGGACCUGGUCCAGCAUAGUGCAGACAGGGGAGAGCAAUGCGCAUAUCAAGUUAGUACAACAGAAAAGCUGGUGGAUGGAGGUAUAAAAGAUGAAGACCUUGCAGCUCAUAGUUUGCAGCUUGAAUUAGAUGAGUUUGUCAUAUGUCGGAAGCCAGUGGAACUGCUUGGGGAAGAAAGUAAGCUUUGUAAGAUACCCAUCACACUUGAGUCCACAGAGUUGUCUACAGAAGGCAAGAAGCACUUUCAAGUGCAGUAUCUCCUUUUCAGGGAGUUCUAUGACAGCAAAUGAGGAAACUGAGAAGAGAGAACUACUGAGUCUCUUCUGCUUUUUUUCUUUGCCUCAUGUUGGAUAUCUCUACUCUGUUGGGAAGUUAGUAGAACUGAUUUCUACUUACCAGUGCUCGGAGAGGUCAGAGCAGGCAGUUCUUACUCCACAGUUCCUGCAUGUCAUUACAAGUGAGAGCCUGCAGUGUUACACAGUGCGGUGCAGUGCAGCAGCAGCUCGUGAUGAAGAUCCAUGCAUUGAUACAACUGUGAAGGUUUGGUUCAAGUACUGAAGCGGUGCAUUUUCUGGGAAGCACAAAGCCAUGGAACUAUACGUAUGACUCCAGACCAAAAAGUGUAGAAGGCAAUAUCAAUGACCCUAAAAUUGUUCACCCAGAAUUCCUCAACAUGUGGUGGGACACCUAUACAGUUAAUAUUUUACCCUUACUAGAACAGAAAGAAGUUGAUGAAGAAAAUACCACAAGUGCAAACCUGCUAUCAGGCUUGAUCUAUACUCUGGCUUUCUCUUGUGGCUUUUGUAGAGAGGAAAGCUGCACAGUCCCUGCUUGUUGGUGAUGCUUGGUGCUAUGCAUGAGAACAUCUACUUGGUUGCCCUCUUAUGUGGCCUGUUGCUUGCUUAAAGUAUGCAACAUCUGUCUGUAUUUUUUAGUCUGCCUUUUAUUUUAGGCAGAGGUUACAGAGGCAGUGUCCCAUAUGUCGGUAUCGGCACCACCACCACCAGUAUUACCAACCAUAUCUUCAGAAGAACGCAAGGCUCGGUGGGAACAAGGCCAAGCUGACUAUAUGGGAGUGGAUUCUUUUGAUAACAUCAAGAAGAAACUGGACUCCUACCUUCAGUCGAAGUGCCAUUUUCAAACACUGGCACUACAAGGACUUGUUCCAGAACUAACAGCUAGGAAAGGCUGUAGAUGAUGGACAAUUAUGCUUGCGAGUAGCUUGAUGGAAAAAAUUCUUGGCUGAAGGCCUCUGCAGUGCUACAGAUAAAGCAAGAGCUAGGAAGCAGAAUUCAUUUUCCUUAUGUUGUGAUCAGCUGGCUCAAUGUAUUCAUUGAAACUGGGUUUGCACCUUAGCUCAUUAAGGUGAUUAGCAAUGACUCCUUUGCUUGCUAUUUUAGGUCUCAAAUGUGAUUUGUGAGAUUGCUCAUACACUAAAUGAUUGCCAUUCUGCUUUACCAUUAGUGAGAGAUAAAAGUAAUAGCACUGCUUUGAUCUUCUAGUCCCAAUUGCACUGAUGUUUUGACCAGGUUUUUACACAUAGUGCCUACAGCGUGGCAGAAUGCAUUUGUUCAGUUCUGUAUUCUUCAGGCUUAGUAAACGGAGUUUUUCUGUUACUUGAAAUCUUCGUGCAAAAAUAAAAACUUGUCAUGCUUUUCUGGUUUUUUUUGUAAACUCUUGAGAAAAUAAAAAAGAGAUCUUUGGAGCAAUCUAAAAUAACCCAACUUUGUUCAUUCCAUUCUAGCUGUCAUUAACAAAUGUGCAGCUUCUAGUUCUGUAAUUUUUAAUGGAGUAUGUAAUCAAGUGCCAGGUUGCUGCUGGAAGAAGUACCUGCAGAAUGGAGCUAAGAGAAUCUGUAUUUUGGUUACUGAAGAACAAUCUGUAACGUGGUACUGUUUUUAAAACAAACAGUAGUGAUGCUAUCUUGGCAAGUAAAGAUGAAGUAGCUGUACCUACACGGGUUAGGAAAACUCUCUUCCUUGUGUGCAUGGCCACCAUCAUGCCACGCGCUAUAUUUUGAGACAGAGAAAAGUAGUAAAAGUACAAGACAAAACUCACAGUAACAGCCUUCUGAAGAGAGGGUGGCUGCUGUUUGCCAUUAGUUCAGAUCCAUCCUUUAGCUACAAGUGUAAACAGAACCGAAUUACUUAGCAUUCAGUGUGGUACCUGUAAUCUGUAUUAGUCCAGAGACAUGUAUUUUCUUAUAUCUUUAUAAAGGAGGAUUUUGGCAGGAAGCUAGUAAGGGUUGUUCAGCUUUAAUCCUGGAGAUAAACAAUUAACAACCUGCUACUGUUUGCUGGUAAGGAGAAGCUAUGAUCUGCAUGUGAGAGUUAAUUGAGGUCCUGGUCAUUGUUCAGCAAAAAAAAUGGUAAAAAGGAGGUCCAGGUCAAAGUAACUUACAGCUAUUUAAAAGUUAAUAGCAUUUGAACUCUCAGUCAUAAUGUUACAACUAACCACUUUUUUUUUUUUUUUU